Messenger RNA from Aureobasidium vineae, 519 nucleotides. The record is from the annotation of a GenBank genome assembly. NCBI's taxonomy places the organism in Eukaryota, Fungi, Ascomycota, Dothideomycetes, Dothideales, Saccotheciaceae.
AUGGCUGUAAGGGCCAGCGACGAUGAGUCGACCGGUAGAUCAAACUCUGAGCUGUCGAGGUCUUUCAGAGUACACAAGAAGAGGCGAAUUUCGUCUUUCGGAGCACGACAACCACUGGCAGAGGAAUCUCUCCCCGAGCGCUGGGAAGUGGCGAUUGCUGCUAUCCGUGCAGAACUUUGGGCAUUGCGUGAAGAGCAGCAAGUUCGAUGCACAGCAGUGGUUGACCCUGGGAACAAACCCCGAUUCUCACCAGACCAGGUCGCAUACUGUGCAUCACCGACUGACUAUGUCUCACACAGCCAGACCAGCACCGUUGGAGACACUGUCGAACAUCGUCUCAUGAUGGCAGAAGACGCUGUUGUCAAGGAACAGAAACAAAGAGCAUUGUCAGAUGCAAAUUCUGACUACAACAACGAUCAGGUACGUAUGGAAGGGUCAUCUCGCAUUGAUAUCGACCAGAGUCAUGUUGACUCUCUCCUCUUACCUUUCUACUUCUGUCUUUUGGAAAAAGGAACCUAG